This is a messenger RNA of Myxozyma melibiosi, 1456 nucleotides long. RefSeq lists its product as uncharacterized. The transcript has a single exon. Bases 288 to 1025 code for a protein of 245 amino acids. The record is from RefSeq and is a predicted model, not a curated record. NCBI's taxonomy places the organism in Eukaryota, Fungi, Ascomycota, Lipomycetes, Lipomycetales, Lipomycetaceae.
GCAGCAGCGACGAUGAUCUCGAGUCUUGUGAUCUUGCUGCUCUCGUCGACAGAGUCAGUGCUUGCAGACGACUCUGGUGCGAUCCCUCGACUCCCUUGACGGUUAUUCAAGAAGAAGAAGAAGACCGUGAAGAAGCCCCCUUGCAAGACGCGACGAACGCGACCGUGCAGCAGCUGUCGGAGCCUAUCCUCAAGGCACCCGAAGAUGCGGCCUCUGAUUUGGUGUCAGAGGUAUUGCCAGCUGAAUGCAGACCUGCUCCUGUUGUGCAUGACGGGAUUCUGCAGUUCAUGCUGGCGGCGCAACGGACUCGCGUGUUGUUUGACGCCUUGCAGUCCUCGCGACCGGCGACGGAAGAAGAAUAUGAGGAUUCUUCGGAUGACGAGUACGAAGAUGAUGUAUCGAAGACGCAGGUUCAGCAAGAAUCUUGUUGUGGCGACGACGAGAUGCAUAGAGAGAGUGCUGCAACUGCUGCUUGCGAUUCGAGCGAUCUGGAGGACGACUCGUCGGAGUACGAUAGCGAAUACGAAGAGGAGCCAGAGGCCGCACUCGCGACGGCAGAGUACAUUACUGCAGUUGCAGUCGUUGAGCGCAAGACUGCUGUAGAUGAUGAGGCGAUUGCUCGACGUUGCGAGGAGGUUAAUGCGCAGCUCCCAAAGUAUUCGCUCGCGUUCAAGACAAGUAUCGAGCGGCCACCAGUGACGAAGCUGGUCGUGAGUCCGAAGCCGAAGGGGAUUCUCAAGAAGCGCUACGACAUGUAUUACUAUCAGCGCGAGAGUGCGAAGAAGCUCAAAGACGACUAUAGCCAUGAGCCUAUAGCGCCAGAAGUCUACAUCUCGGUCUCGGACAGUGCUUCCAUCCCUCGACCCCAAGCUAGAGUUCAUUUCCCACCCCGACGGAAGCUGGAAGCAGUCAGGUUGAUUGAGCCUAGGUUGGGAGGGGGGCCGAGUAGGUCUGUUCGCAGAAAAGGAUGUUCGUCCGGGAACAUCGGAGGGGUGCUAGAGCGAAUAUCGCAAUGGUGGUCGUGAGAUGCUGCCUCUGUUUCUUUUCUGUUCUGCUUUCAUAUCACUGAAAACCCGAAAAAAAGGUGAAAACACAAAAACCAGAAACAAUAUCUGCUUUCUGCUCUGCUUUCUGCUUUCUGUUCUGCUGCGUUCUGCUUUACUGUCAAGUUUAUACCGUUUACAAGGAAAUCAAUCAAAAAAGAAAAAAAAAGAAUCAAGAAAUCAUUAAAAAAAAUACAAAAAAAGACUCAAGAAAUCAAUCAAAAGAAAAAAAAGGAUGAAAAUUACAAAACGUUGAAAAAAAAAAUUUGCUUUUAUUUGUUGUGUUUGUUUGUUUGUUAGUUUGCUAGUAAUACCAUGUUAUGUUGUCUGCUUCUAAAUCAAUAUGACCGUAGGUGGAUGUGAAGUGUGGUGACUGCGGUUCGUCACGGAUCACGGCUGCCUACGCGACCACU